Eupeodes corollae is the source of this 969-nucleotide messenger RNA. It is a transcript of the gene ATPsynB, whose product is annotated as ATP synthase subunit b, mitochondrial. NCBI's taxonomy places the organism in Eukaryota, Metazoa, Arthropoda, Insecta, Diptera, Syrphidae. The record is from RefSeq and is a predicted model, not a curated record. The transcript has 4 exons. Gene Ontology annotation, biological process: proton motive force-driven ATP synthesis. Gene Ontology annotation, molecular function: proton transmembrane transporter activity. Bases 135 to 854 code for a protein of 239 amino acids.
CAAUUCACAAUUUCCCAUAAUUUCUUCGUUAUAAUUGGUCGAUUGUGAAUACACAACACCGUGUCUUUGAGCAGAGCAAAAAAGGGAAGUUUUACGGACGUCGAGUUUUUUUCCAAAAAUAAAAAUUAUUUAAAAUGAUUUCGAGGGCCGCAUUACUCUCAGUCCAAAGACCAGCUGCUCUCAUUGCUUCCAGGGCCGCUGCAACUGGAGCUUCAGAGCAGUUCAAGAGGCCAGUACGUCCAGAACACCCUGGCAAAGUCCGUUUGGGAUUUAUUCCAGAAGAAUGGUUCCAAUUCUUCUACAACAAAACUGGUGUCACCGGUCCAUACACAUUCGGUGUAGGUCUGCUCACCUACUUGUGCUCCAAGGAAAUCCUUGUCAUGGAGCAUGAAUACUACGGUGGUUUGUCAUUGGGUAUCAUGUGCAUUAUUGCUGUUAAGAAAAUUGGUCCAGCAGCUGCCAAGUACUGCGACAAGGAAAUCGACAGGAUCGAAGCCGAAUGGAAUGACGGUCGUGUCAACGAAUUGAAGGUCCUCGCUGACGCUAUCGAAGACGAGAAGAAGGAACAAUGGCGCGCCGAAGGUGCUCUGAUGCUCAUUGAUGCCAAAAAAGAGAACGUUGCUCUUCAAUUGGAAGCCGCAUUCAGGGAACGUGCCAUGAAUGUCUACACACAAGUCAAGCGUCGGUUGGACUACCAAGUUCAAUGCCGUCACGUUGAAAGACGUAUCAAUCAGAAACACAUGGUUGACUGGGUUGUCAAGAACGUCCUCAAGUCCAUCACACCCCAAUCAGAGAAGGAAACCCUUAACAAGUGCAUUGCCGAUUUGAGUGCACUUGCUGCCCGUGCAAAGUAAUUUACUAAGCACAGUCACGACGAGUGAACUAAUAAAUUAUAUUUUGGAUGUAAAACAUCUACGCAUUAAUUAAUAUACAAGAAAUAAAAAAUCAAUUCCAACAUUCACGAAAGAA